AUGACGACUGAAGACGGGGAAAAAGUGAAAGACGUUGCAAAAAACCCUAUUACGAGGAAAGAACAGGAAGAGGCCUAUCUAAAAGAACACCCACCAACACAACCAGUAGAUGAAAAAAGUAGACACGAGUCCAUCGAGAGAGUUAAGAAACAAUUACAAGAUUUGGGCGUGGAUGUGACAGAGAUUCCCGAGGAUCAAUUAGAAGAGUUCCAAGGAGAUCAUUACAUGCUGACAGAAGGGAAGAAAGACAAGCACAGAGAGUUAGUGUUUGCAGACAUCGAGUGCAGUAUUGACAACAACAGACGAUUUACCCCGAAUCUCAUCUGCUUUGAACGUGAAACGUCAGGCAAGAAAUACCACUGUUGGGGUAGGACAUGUCUACGUGACUUUCAUAACAAGCUAAUGACUGCGCUACAAGAAAUAGAAAAAGAAAACAAUUUGCGAUGGAAUCAAGUAGAAAUGCAAGUAUACUUCCAUAAUUUCCGUGGAUUUGAUGGCAUGUUUAUCAUCAAACAGCUGUAUGACAUGAAUAUCAAGGUGUCUAAAGUUCUGAUGACUGGUCAGAAGAUUUUGUACUUUGAAUGUAACAGACUGAAGUUUAAGGACUCUAUGUCUUUUCUAAAUAUGCCGUUGGAAAGUUUCACCAAGACGUUUGGUUUGACGGAACUGAAGAAGGGGUACUUUCCUCAUUCAUUUAACAGAAAAGAAAACCAGAAUUACGAGGGCCUGAUUCCUGACCUGAAGUAUUAUGAGACUAAUUGCAUGAACACGAAGAAAAAAGAAGCUGUAGAAAAAUGGCAUGGCGAAGAAGUAUUGAAAGGAGAAAGUUGGAACUUUAAAAAGGAAUUGUUGGAGUACUGUGAAAGUGAUGUCAAGUUAUUAAAGGAAGGUUGUCUAGCCUUUGCAGCUGAUUUUGAAAAAGAAUGCAAGUUUAAUCCAUUGAAAGAAAACAUUACCAUUGCCAGUGCCUGCCACAACUUUUGGCGGAAUAACCAAAUGAUUCCUUACUCCAUUGCUGUCGAACCACCCCAUGGAUGGAGUGGAAUAAAGCCAGCACAGAGCAAGAUUGGAUUUCAGUGGUUGCAUAUCCAAGAUCAAAAGCUGGGCGGCAACAGAAUCAAACAUGCAGCGAAUGGCGGGGAACAAACUCUCAUGAUAGAAUCGUGGGGAAAAGUACGUGUAGAUGGCUAUGAUCCCCUCAAGAAAACAGUCUACGAAUUUCAAGGCUGCGAGUUUCAUGGCUGUCCUAAAUGCAAGAAACAAAGACAUGUUAAAACUUGGCACCAUCCAGACCGUACGGUGGAUGAAAUGUUGGAAUUAACAAAAAAGAAGACAGACGUGUUACGGAAAGCAGGUUACACCGUAAAAGUGGAAUGGGAAUGUAACUUCAAACAAAAACUUGCAGCUGAUCCAGAGUUACAAGACAUGAUCAAAGAUGUGGAAUGGACGGCUCCUUUAAACCCAAAAGAAGCCUUGUUUGGUGGACGUACUGGAUUAAGUUGUUGUUAUCACAAAAAAGUCCCUGACGAAAGAAUUGACUAUGUGGAUUACACAUCAUUGUACCCGUGGGUCAACAAAUAUGGAACGUAUCCCAUUGGACACCCGACCAUCAUGAAAAAUCCAUCUGAUCAGAACAUUGACAAUUACUUUGGUAUCGCUAAAGUAGAUGUGUUGGCUCCAGAGAAAUUGUUUCACCCCGUAUUGCCUAUGAAAAUUGGUGACAAAUGUAUGUUUACUCUGUGUGCUACCUGUGCCCAAGAACAGCUAGAAAAACCAUGGCAUGAAAGAAGUAAUCUUUGCAAACAUACAGACCAAGAACGUCAAAUGACGGGUACUUGGUGUACAGAGGAACUGAAAACAGCGGUUGAAAGGGGAUACGAAAUACUAAAAAUUCAUGAGGCGUGGCACUGGGGAGAGAACCAGAGAAAAAGAGGGUUAUUUGCACCCUACGUCAACAAGUUUUUGAAGGCCAAACAGGAAGCCAGUGGCUGGCCGUCAGACGUAGAAACAGACGAACAAAAAGCCAAGUACGUCAGUGAGUAUGAAAUGCAUGAAGGCAUUCAAUUGGAACAAGACAAAAUUGAGAUCAAUCCAGGCCGGAAAGCAGUGGCUAAAGUGAUGUUGAACAGCUUUUGGGGGAAAUUUGGAGAAGCUGACAACAAGCCAACUACCAGUACAUUGCAGAAAGUAGAAGAUUGGGAAAAACUAAUAAAUGAUGAUACGGUGAUUGUAAAAAGUGUCAAUGUUUACAGCGAAGAAGUGUUGGAGGUCACAACAGUCAAAAAAGAAGGCGCUUGUGCCCCGAAUGUGAAAGGCAAUAUUUUUAUCGCUUUGUUCACAACAGCUAUAGCACGCCUCAAGCUAUAUGAAGCUUUGGAUGAAUUGAAAGAAAGAGUCCUGUAUUAUGACACAGACUCUGUCAUCUACAAGAGCAAACCUGAAGAUGAGACAUUACCACUGGGUAAAUUUUUGGGGGAUUUUACAGAUGAGACCGGUGGAGAUACCAUAGAAGAGUUCGGAUCAGCAGGCCCAAAAUCCUACAGUUACAAAACAAGCGGUGGAAAAACAGAAUGCAAAAGCAAGGGGUUAAAAAACACUCACGCUGUCAGAGAAGUGUUGAAUUGUGAGGCAAUGUUGAAGCACAUUCAGCUAGAACUGAAAGACCCAGAAGAACGCAAGCGUCAGUUAAAAACCACAAUUUUUAAUCAUUUUGUCAGGAAUAGUAAAGUCAAAAGCAUUUAUUUGGAGGAUAUGGUCAAGAUAUUCCAAGUCAAUUGGGACAAGCGUGUGGUAGAAAAGACCACAGGACUGACAUACCCCUAUGGUUAUGUGAGAUUGGAAUUUUUGUAA
Molecule: messenger RNA, 2850 nt
Organism: Porites lobata
Lineage: Eukaryota; Metazoa; Cnidaria; Anthozoa; Scleractinia; Poritidae
Source: the annotation of a GenBank genome assembly